AUGAUAAAAAUCUAAAUUAUGCCUCAAGAUAUUCCAAACAUUCCCUCUACUAAAAUUCAAUUUAAUAAAUCAAAGAGUUUCUUCGAAUAAGCAAAAAAAUUUGUGAUUGGUAUUUGUUUAAUAUAUUCUUUAGAUUAAGAUGAUAAAAUUGAUUAAAAUAACCUGGUUUUUUAUUAUAGUGAAAAGUAACGGGUGAUAUAUGAAAAGGAUACUGUAAAUAGGUAAAAUAAACAUAUUUUCAUUAUAGUAUUAUUGGCAAUGAUGAUAAACCUGAAAUAGAAUUAUAUUUAUUUAAGAAUAUCUUAAAUAAUUUACCCAAUAUUAAUAAAUAAAAUAUUUAGGAUAUCAACAAUUAAUCCACAACAAGAGAGUUAGAUGCUAUAGUAAAGGAAUAUGAAGAAAACAUAAAACUAUUAAAUAAGAGAUGCAACAAGCUAAUGUAAGAAAGUGAUGCUGUUAUUGAAGAAAGAAACGACUAUAGAGAGAAAUAUGAAAAAUUAGAAAAAAGUUUAAGGAAUUAUUAAAAUUAGGAGAAAAAUAAAACAUCUGAUAAUAACUAGACAAAUGUAGAAAAUCCAGAAAUUUAUAGAUUGAAAAUAGAAUUGGAGACAUAAAAUAAUGAAUACAGCAACCUUUAAUAAUAAUAUUAAACAAAUUAAAUUUAAUUAGAAAAGACAAGAUAAUAAUUGAUUUCAUAUAAACAAGAUAAAGAGAAAUUAGAUUAAAAGUAUUUAAAUCUUUAAAGCGAAAAUGAAAAUAUUAAAAAAUUGAAAGAUUAAUAGGAUACAAAAAUUAAAAGGUUAUAAGGAGAAAUAGAAGAUUUAUAAAAAUCUAUUAAUUAAUAUAAGGAAACUCUAUAAUAAAAUGAACAAGUAAAAAAAGAUUUUUCGACCACAAAAUAAAAACUAGAUAAUCAAAUAAUUGAGAAUAAAACAAAAGAUUUGAUGAUAUAAGAGAGAAAUAAGAAAAUCUCAUAAUUAGAGGAAAAGGAAAAAAAUCUUGAUUCAGAGAUCAAAAAUUAAAAAAAAGAAUUCUAAGAAUAUUAAUAACAUAAUUAGGAAUUGAAAAAAAAUUCUGAGAUUCUAAAAUAAAAGCUAGAUUAAUAAAAUAAUAGAUUUGAAUUCUUAAAGUAUUUUAGAGAAAAUAAUCCUUUUAAAUAAUUAAAUGAUAAUAUAAUCACUCCUAUCGAUUAAAUGUUUUAGGCUAAAACUAAUCCAUAUGAGUUUACAGAAUAAAAAAAUGUUAAUACAAAUUCUUGUGAUUCUUAAGUUAUUGCUCUUACCAUUAAAUCUAAAGAAGGUAUGUUAAAAUGGUUGCAAUUUAAGUCUAAUGCAACAUUUGACACAUUUCUCUAAAAGGAACCUGCUAAGACUUGGAAAAUCUUAAAAUCUAUUAAUAAUGUAUUGAUAAAAUUUAUUAAUUCAGGUUGGAUAAGGAUCUAAAUCGAAAUGCUUUCUAAUGCAAGUAUAAAGUGAAAAUGAAAGAGUUUAAACUUUUUAAAGCUAAGUUUUUGCUCUAAAAAUGAUUGAAGGUCACGAAGAAAUAAAAAUAGAAAAAUAUGCUUUAUUUUUGAGUUUUUAAAUAUUUGUAGCUCAAGUAUUGGCUGAAAAUUUUUAGGAAUAAAUAAAAAAACUUUUACCUAAAUUUAAAUUCAGAUUUUAGUUUCCACAAAUAUUCAUGAUUGGUGAUAGUAAGUUAUAAAUGAUAUAUAUUAGAUUUCUACAUUGGAUAACGAUUAUUGAAUAGAUCAUAUGUUAGCUUCCAAUAAAAUUUAAAUGAAUCAGAAAUAAAAUUGAUAAAUGCAUUUUCAUAAUUUACAUAUUAAUUUACUUAAGGAGCAUUAAUUGUUACAAAUAUGAAGGGAGGAUAAAUGAAUGGAAAUGAAAUUGUUUUCUAUGAACCUAUAAUCUAUACUCCUGAAGGAAUUUUCAGUCCUGAAGACUAUGGUUAAACAGCAUUUGAUUUUGUUCACUUAUCAUUGAAUAAAGAGAAGCCUCAUUUAAAUGGGUAGGAAUUUUUAAAAAAUUUAAAUUAUGAUUUUUGA
This is a messenger RNA of Paramecium sonneborni, 2044 nucleotides long. Lineage: Eukaryota; Ciliophora; Oligohymenophorea; Peniculida; Parameciidae. The record is from the annotation of a GenBank genome assembly.